CAUCAUUGUUAAAAGCAGCCUUUUGAUUAUUUGAUUUUCUGUUUUUGGUUGUCAUUCGGGUUCAUUGAAAACUUCAGACUCACUCCUUGUUCCCUCAUUUCGCACGCGAGGAACAUCUCCACAUUAGUUUUGGCGCUCCAUUUGCUUUGUGGCAUCUCUUCUUCCACCUCAAUCCACUUCCACCCUCCUAUACUUCUCUGAUUUAGCAUUCUAAAGAUACAUCCCGUGCUUGACAAUGUCUGAAUCCACCAAUCUGUCUCCAGCCGAUCUGCUUCGCGAGAAGCGCGAAGCCGCCGCCGCCGCCGCUGCCUCGCUCGCGUCCCCGGCCCCACCCGCUAGCGUCACCGAGCCUACCGCCGUCGCCGCCGUCGCCGAAGACGGCUCUCAACUUUCUGUCGCGGACGACGAAGGCCCCGCAGAUCUGACCUCGUCGAUGACGACUGCCGACACCGCCGCAUCCUCGCCUCCUGCGUCCGCAUCCUCCUCUGCCGCCCCUUCUAUCGUCGCCAGCGCCGGCGCUUCACCCGCCAAGCAGACGAAGAAGAAGGCAACAAAGGAGAAGCUCGACAUCAGCUCUCUCGAAGCCUUUCCCACCCUCGGGGGCCUUUCCACCAAGGCCGCCGGCGGCCCGGCCUCCGUUUGGGGCGCUCCUGGCGCCAAAUCGGCGACUGCCACCAAGAAGGAAGUUGCGCGUGCUCCCCUUGCUGCCCGAUCGUCGGACGUGGUCGAGAUUUUCACUGUCAACAUUCCUGCGCAGUCACGCAGCCGCUCGAUCUUCACUGAGAUCGUAGCGAAGGCUAAGAGCAUUAAGGGCGUUACCUCUAUCGAGAGCUCAACAAGCGGUCUCAAUGGUUCAACGACGUUCAUCAUCAAGGGAAAGAGCGCAUCUAUCCCAGAGGCUCGACGAGAGCUUAUUCGUGGUCUUACUCCAAAGGUCACGGAAACCAUCGCGGUACCCAACAGCGUUCGACCAUAUAUCAUCGGUACCGGCGGACGAACCCUCAAAGGUAUACAGCAGCGGACCACGACUAAGGUUCAGGUUCAGAAGAAGGAUGACGGUGAAUAUGUCAAACCUGAGUUUGCCGACGAGGAAGAGUCUACCGACGUCACCAUCGAGGGUGAUAUCGACGGCGUUGCACUUGCAAAGGCGGAGAUUUUGGCGAUCGUCAACGAGCGAACCAAGAACCUUGCUGUCAGACUGAAGACUAUAAGCGCCGAUUACUUCCCGUUCUUUGCUACCAAGGUUUCAGAGCUGGAGGAUGGAAAGGAUGUCAAGGUGAAAGUUCCGGCUGCAUUCUCUUCAGGCGACAGCCUCUCGAGCUUCAUCGUUCUUUCUGGUGAUCGUGAAGCUGUUGAGGAGACCAAAAACAAAAUGGAGCUUAUGGCUCAGGAGUUGAAGAGUACUUAUGUGCAGGCCUCUACUUCGGUGCCGCCAAACAGAAAGCAGUUCGUCGACGGGGCAAAGAACAAGCAGGAAAUUUUCGAGAAGACUGGAUGUCUGAUCAAAAUCGGAAGCAGCGAUGUCAUUGAUAUUCUGGGACCGCGAGAGAGCAUCGGCGAUGCGAUCAGUCUAGUUGCCGAGAAGGCAAACUCAUUUGCUGUCGACAGCCUUAUAAUCUCGAAGGCUCACGGCAAAAACCUGCCUCACGCAAUCUCUCUGUCAAAGUAUUUCGAGGCCACCAAGAAACUGGGAGCCAUCGAGGCCGAAAACAGUGUGCAGAUCAAGCUUUCGCCUGGCGUUUCUGAGGAAGUCAAGUACGAAAUCUCCAGUCGUUCUGAGCCUGAGAUCAAGAAGGCUCGCAAGAGCAUAAUUGAUCUCGUCAACUCGAUUCCUCCCCUCAGAGUCCGCACCUGGGCCAGCUCGGACCCGCUUCUUCACCGCUUCAUUGCUCGCUCUGCUGACAAGCACGCGAAGAAGGUGAGGGAACAGUACGGCGUGGUCGCGAUCAUCCCUGCCGUUACCGGCGAUAUCCUCCUGGUCUACGAGGGUAAGGAGGAUGAUGAGUUUGGCCCGGAAGAGAAUGAGGUCAAGAGCAGUCUCGAAGGUGCGAGCGCCUACUUUGAUGGGCUCAAGACCGCGUUCAGUGGCGUGGCAUCUAAGACCCUGAAGAUUCCGGCUAAGCAGCACAAGUUUAUCAUCGGGCCCAAGCGGUCGACUAUCAACGCUCUCACUGGAUCCGAUUCCGCGAUUGAGAUUUUGCUUGGUGUGAGCGACGAUUACCCUGGUUCGACAGAGGACAGUGUGAUCAUCAUCGGACCUUCCAGCGAGAUUGACUCAGUUGCGAGCAAGAUCAAGGAAAUCGUUGAGGAAGCUAGCACACAGGAGAUCCUUAGCAGCUUUACUGUUACCUUCCCGUUCCCGCAGAAGUUCUCAAGCCAGCUUAUUGGCAGGGGAGGAUCAAACAUCUCCAAAUACAGAGACGAGCUUGGUGUUAAGAUUGACGUCGAUGAUUCGGGUAACGUUUCUAUCAAGGGUAUCAAGAACAAUGUUCUUGAAGCUCAGUCUAGAAUGUUGGCCCUUGCCAAGCGAUUGGAGGACGAGGUCGUCUUGAGACUCGCAGUUCCCAACGAGCACCAUAGCGCCUUGAUUGGCCAAAAGGGAAAAUUCGUCCGUCGUAUUGAAGAUCGCUACGAGGUGCGAGUGAACUUCCCUCGCGCGUCUGAUUCUUCAGAGCCCAGAGACAAGGAGCCUUCAGAAUUCAUGCCGAAGAGCAAGGACGAGAUCGUCAUCCGUGGGCCAUCGAAGGGAGCUGCCAAGGCUCGCGAAGAGUUGCUCGAGCUUUACAAGUACGAGGCUGAGAACGGGUUCACGGAGACGAUGUCUGUGCCUCGCAAGGCUUUGGCGAGAGUGAUUGGUCGGGGCGGCGAGCAGAUCAACGAGAUCAUGGACGAGACCAAGACGAAGAUUGACAUCAACCAGGAAGGAAGCGAUGUCGAGAAUGUGAAGAUCACGGGAACGGAGAAGGGCGUGAAGAGCGCAAAGACACAGAUCGAGCAGAUAGUUUCUGAUGUCGAGUCUUCCACGAGCGAGACGCUUGAGGUUCCCAAGAAGUUCCAUCGGGACUUGAUUGGACCGAAGGGUGCUACCUUGACGGAUAUCGUUGCGACCGCGACAGGCGACGUGAAGAACGCGAAGAACCAGCAGCAAGGAAGAAUUAUCAGGAUCCCGCCCGCGAGCUCUCCAGACACGAAGAUCGUGGUGAGCGGACACAAGGAUGUGGUGGCCAAGGUGAUUGCCGAGAUCAAGCGCCGCGUCGAAGAUUUCAAAGACCGGGUCGAGGAAGUUAUCGAAGUCGAGCAGGAUAAGCACAGAUUCCUGAUCGGACGGGAGGGCGCGAUCAAGAAAUCGAUCGAGAGCGAGAACGGGGUCGAGCUUUGGGUUCCGCCGCAGGGAACUACGAAGGAGGUGAAGAUCGUGGGCAAGAAAGAAGCGGUUGAGAAAGCAAAGGCAAAGAUUGUCGAGUUGACUACAAAGAAGACAAACGGAAGAAAAUCAAAGUCGGCGACGCCGCAGGCGGAGGAGAAGCCUGUUGAGGCGUAAAUUCUCCGACACAGAUUGUCUUGAGAGCGACAGGAAAUCCCAGACAAGAAAAACAAGCAUACAUGAAUUCGAUUGAUGUUUCUAGAAUACCUUGUGUGUGAGUGUUUGCAAUUCCCUGUUUUCUUUUUUCGUUUUUUUAUCUUAUUUGUCGUUUGUUGAAUCCGUCGUUCUGCGCGUCACUUGUAUCUAUAUCAAAGUCUUUCCGAAUUUUUGUCGACCCACAUAUCCUGCUUUUUCUCUUAUUUUUUCAGCCUUUUUUUUUUCUUUUGGAAGGAGGUAACUAUAGUGAAGACUUGCGG
Myxozyma melibiosi is the source of this 3840-nucleotide messenger RNA. RefSeq lists its product as uncharacterized. The record is from RefSeq and is a predicted model, not a curated record. NCBI's taxonomy places the organism in Eukaryota, Fungi, Ascomycota, Lipomycetes, Lipomycetales, Lipomycetaceae. The coding region runs from base 236 to 3541 and encodes 1101 amino acids. The transcript is spliced from 3 exons. Gene Ontology annotation, molecular function: RNA binding.